UCCCACCCUCCAGAUACCGCUCCUUCGCCUCGCAUCGUCUCGCGUCUCCCGUGCUUCUCAGGGAGGCCACCGCCGCCGCGUAGCAGAGCUAUACGACUUGGAUUGGCCGGCGCCCCGCCGCUCGUCCUCAAUCUGCGCAGAGCGGAUUGAUUCCACUCGUCGCGGAGCGGGGAGACGACCACCCCCGAACGCUCCGGAACCCGGUUGUGGGGGCCGCCCGGCCCGGGAUGUCGUCGAGCAGAUUCUCGCCGGCGCUGCAGGCGUCGGAUCUCAACGACUUCAUUGCCCCCUCGCAGGACUGCAUCAUCUCUCUUAACAAGAGCUCCUCCUCCCGCCGCCUCCAGAUCAAACAAAAGGAAAAUGUGGUGAGCACAAAGCCUCCAGAGGAAGCAGUCAAGAUUUCACUAAAAGACUGUUUGGCAUGCAGUGGUUGUAUCACAUCAGCAGAGACAGUUAUGCUGGAGAAGCAAAGCUUGGGUGACUUCAUUGCUCGCAUAAACUCUGGUAAAACUGUUAUUGUAUCAGUGUCUCCCCAGUCAAGAGCAUCACUAGCUGCGUUUUUCGGUCUUUCGCAAUCACAGGUUCUCAGAAAACUUACUGCUUUGUUCAAGUCAAUGGGUGUAAAGGCCGUUUACGACACAAGCUCAAGUCGAGAUCUAUCCCUUAUUGAAGUGUGCAAUGAAUUCGUAUCACGUUAUCAGAAAAAUCAAUCAUCUAGUGGCCAAGAAGCUGGAGCCGAUCUUCCAAUGAUUUCAUCUGCAUGCCCUGGUUGGAUAUGCUAUGCUGAAAAGACUCUUGGUUCAUACAUCCUACCUUAUAUCUCAUCUGUAAAGAGCCCUCAACAGGCGAUUGGUGCAGCCAUUAAGCACCAUGUGGUUGAAAAACUAGGUCUCAAGCCAUAUGAUGUCUAUCAUGUUACUGUGAUGCCAUGCUACGAUAAGAAGCUAGAAGCUGUCCGGGAUGAUUUCAUUUUCUCAGUAGAUGGUAAAGAAGUCACAGAGGUGGAUUCAGUACUGACAACUGGUGAAGUGUUAGACUUGAUACAGUCCAAACCUAUUGAUUUCAAGACACUAGAGGAAUCUUCCUUGGACAGAUUGCUAACAAAUGUUGAUGAGGAGGGCAAUCUAUACGGGGUUUCUGGAGGUUCUGGGGGUUAUGCUGAGACAGUCUUUCGCCAUGCAGCACGUGCAAUCUACAAGAGAGAAAUAGAGGGUCCUCUUGAUUUCAGAAUCUUGCGAAAUUCAGAUUUUCGUGAGAUUACAUUGGAGGUGGAGGGCAAACCUGUGUUGAAGUUUGCACUUUGUUAUGGGUUCAGGAACCUGCAGAAUAUUGUUAGGAAAAUUAAAAUGGGAAAAUGUGAAUACCAUUUUAUUGAAGUUAUGGCGUGUCCUUCAGGUUGCCUGAAUGGGGGAGGUCAAAUAAAGCCUGCUCAAGGCCAAUCUGCCAAGGAACUUAUCCAGCAAUUGGAGAGUGUGUACACACAAGAUGUAUCAACUUCCAAUCCUUUCGAUAACCCAAUCACGAAAAGAUUAUAUGAUGAAUGGCUGGGGCAGCCUGGUUCGGAGAAUGCCAAGAAGUACUUGCACACAGAUUAUCACCCAGUGGUGAAGAGUGUAGCUUCACAGUUACAGAAUUGGUGAUAUCGAGACGUUUUUGCACUGGGAAUUCGCAUGGUCUUCACGAGCCAAGAGGAACUUGCACACAAAGCAAUUAUGGCGUACUGUCCAUGCUAAAAAAAUAUUGAUCACACAGCAAUACAAACCGUGCCGAAAUUUUGUUAGGCUAUAGGUUUUCAGCUGCUGUCUGGGUAAUAUUGUACACUACCAAAAGGGAAAGAAUAGUUACAUUUUAAUGUGUAAAAAAUGAGCAAAAUAGGUCUUAAUGACCUUUUAUUGUUUGGAUCAAUUCUCUCUUUAGCAAGAAGAAGAAGAAAAGAGCUGGGAGCUUAUCUGUUUUA
Messenger RNA from Panicum hallii, 1957 nucleotides. Its product is annotated as protein NAR1. Gene Ontology annotation, cellular component: cytosol. The transcript is spliced from 11 exons. Lineage: Eukaryota; Viridiplantae; Streptophyta; Magnoliopsida; Poales; Poaceae. Bases 228 to 1640 code for a protein of 470 amino acids. Gene Ontology annotation, molecular function: 4 iron, 4 sulfur cluster binding. The record is from RefSeq and is a predicted model, not a curated record.